This is a messenger RNA of Dryobates pubescens (Downy woodpecker), 2408 nucleotides long. It is a transcript of the gene FZD1, whose product is annotated as frizzled class receptor 1. The transcript has a single exon. The record is from RefSeq and is a predicted model, not a curated record. Bases 215 to 1987 code for a protein of 590 amino acids. Gene Ontology annotation, molecular function: Wnt receptor activity; Wnt-protein binding. Gene Ontology annotation, cellular component: plasma membrane. Gene Ontology annotation, biological process: non-canonical Wnt signaling pathway; canonical Wnt signaling pathway. NCBI's taxonomy places the organism in Eukaryota, Metazoa, Chordata, Aves, Piciformes, Picidae.
GGCAGAGUCUCGGGAGGCGCGGCCGGGCGCUGCCGCUUGUGCGGGGCCGGAGCUGCGCGGCCGCGGCCCCCCUCGAGUGGCGGCCGGGGUUGUUCCCCACCCCGUCCCUGCCCGCCGAUCCCUUCAUGAGUCGCAAGUUCGGGCCGGGAGGAGCAGCGGAGGAGACGGCGGCGGGGCGACGGGAGCCCGGCUGGGCAGGCGACACCGACUGAGCAUGGCCGAGAGGCGCGGGCCGGCGACGAGCGGCUGCGGAGGGGAAGUUGGCGGCGGGCGGAGGGAGAGCGGCUGCAGCCGCUGUCGACGGCUGCUACCGCCGCUGCUGCUGCUGCUGUGGGCGGCGGCGCUGCCUGCCGGGGGCCAGCCUUCGGCUCCGAACGGGGAACGGGGAAUCUCCAUCCCGGACCACGGCUACUGCCAGCCCAUCUCCAUCCCGCUCUGCACCGACAUCGCCUACAACCAGACCAUCAUGCCCAACCUGCUGGGCCACACCAACCAGGAGGACGCUGGGCUGGAAGUGCACCAGUUCUACCCGCUGGUGAAGGUGCAGUGCUCGGCCGAGCUCAAGUUCUUCCUCUGCUCCAUGUACGCCCCGGUGUGCACGGUGCUGGAGCAGGCCCUGCCGCCCUGCCGCUCCCUCUGCGAGCGGGCUCGACAAGGCUGCGAGGCCCUCAUGAACAAGUUCGGUUUCCAGUGGCCCGACACGCUGCGCUGCGAGAAGUUCCCGGUGCACGGUGCCGGCGAGCUCUGCGUGGGGCAAAACGCCUCCGAGCGCGGUACCCCCACUCCCGCCCUGCGACCCGAGAGCUGGACUAGCAACCCCCACCGAGGGGGCAGCGGUGGCGGCGGCCCCGGGCCCGGCGAGCCCCGCGGGCGCUUCUCUUGCCCGCGGGCUCUGAAGGUGCCAUCCUACCUGAACUACCGCUUCCUGGGGGAGAAGGACUGCGGGGCUCCCUGUGAACCCGGCCGCCUCUACGGCCUCAUGUACUUCGGGCCCGAGGAGCUGCGCUUCUCUCGUACCUGGAUCGGCAUCUGGUCGGUGCUGUGCUGCGCCUCCACCCUUUUCACCGUCCUCACCUACCUGGUGGACAUGAAGCGAUUCAGCUACCCGGAGCGGCCCAUCAUCUUCCUCUCGGGCUGCUACACGGCGGUGGCCGUGGCCUACAUCGCCGGCUUCCUUCUGGAGGAGAGGGUGGUCUGCAACGAGCGCUUUGCUGAGGACGGCUCCCGGACCGUGGCCCAGGGCACGAAGCGGGAGGGCUGCACCAUCCUCUUUAUGAUGCUCUACUUCUUUGGCAUGGCCAGCUCCAUCUGGUGGGUCAUCCUCUCCCUCACCUGGUUCCUGGCCGCCGGCAUGAAGUGGGGCCACGAGGCCAUUGAGGCCAAUUCUCAGUACUUCCACCUGGCCGCCUGGGCUGUGCCGGCCAUCAAAACCAUCACCAUCCUGGCCCUGGGGCAAGUGGACGGGGAUGUCCUCAGCGGUGUCUGCUUUGUGGGCAUCAACAACGUGGAUGCGCUGCGGGGCUUCGUGCUGGCCCCCUUGUUCGUCUACCUGUUCAUCGGCACCUCCUUCCUGCUGGCCGGCUUCGUCUCUCUCUUCAGGAUCCGGACAAUCAUGAAGCACGACGGCACCAAGACAGAAAAGCUGGAAAAGCUCAUGGUGAGGAUAGGCAUCUUCAGCGUCCUCUACACGGUGCCGGCCACCAUCGUCAUUGCCUGCUAUUUUUAUGAGCAAGCUUUUAGGGAACAGUGGGAGAGGAGCUGGGUCACGCAGAGCUGUAAGAGCUAUGCCAUCCCUUGCCCCAACAACCACAGCAGCCACCACCCGCCCAUGAGCCCCGAUUUCACCGUCUUCAUGAUCAAGUAUCUCAUGACCUUAAUUGUGGGCAUCACCUCGGGCUUCUGGAUCUGGUCUGGGAAAACCCUGAACUCUUGGAGGAAGUUUUACACCAGACUCACCAACAGCAAGCAGGGAGAGACCACAGUUUGAGACCCCUGCCCGUCGGGCCAGAGGGAUGGCAGGCAGCUGGAAAGCCGGGGCUCUGUCUUAGGAAGCAGCUCCUUAUCCAGCUUGGGCAAACUUUGGGGACCACGAGUGGCUUCUGCAGACAGCAGGGAGCAGAGGAUGAGCCAGGUGGAGACUUCAAUGUCUGGGGACCUUCUGGCUUUGACCUCCUGAAUCUUCCCAGCUCCUCUUGGUCUUUCUCUUGUAGGAACUGCAAACGCACUGUCAGUUUGGGGGAGAGGGAUGUAAAUAGCCUCUGUAAGAUUUUGUAAGUAUAUUUGUAUUUAAAUUACAAAAGAAAAAAGCCAACUCACUUUUUUUAAUUAUUUAGGACACUUUUAACCCCAUGGCGGAUUUCGCUUCCUCGCUCCCCCUCCUUUUUUUCUUUUUUAAUUGAAAAAAAAAA